AUGGCCCAGUCUUUCCACGUCACCUCUUCCAUCACGGGCAGUAGUCCCUUAAAACCAAGUAAUUGUGGCUCCGACCUGGUUGCGCCUUUCGAUGCGUCAACUCGGGAUGAGUUGAAGAAAGGACCAAACGCAGCGAGGUCGGAGUGCAAGAAGGUGGUUGUGGUGGGGGCGGGGAUAGCAGGUCUGAGGGCCGGGGCCGUGUUGCAGCGCAACGGUUGCGAGGUAAUUAUCUUGGAGGGCAGGGAUCGCAUUGGUGGGAGAAUUUUGACUUGCCGGAAAGGCGAUCAUGUCCGAGAUAUCGGUAAGGGCCCAGGGGUAUCUCAUCGCAAAAAAACAUGGAGUUGA
Molecule: messenger RNA, 345 nt
Organism: Penicillium salamii
Lineage: Eukaryota; Fungi; Ascomycota; Eurotiomycetes; Eurotiales; Aspergillaceae
Source: the annotation of a GenBank genome assembly